AUGCUAGGCUCAUAUCUCGUCACAUGGCUACUCUUACAGUGCUUGGCACUCGGUGCUGUCAUCCCGUCCCCGCUGUCGGGCACCCAGUAUGGUGUCGUUGACAAGAGCUGCCCUUGCGGAUAUGUCCUUACAGAAUAUGGUAAUGCCUACUACCCAUACUACAAGCUAGUAACGUUCGACUCUCUGCCGGUCGGGCCGCUCAAGUCUGCCAAUGGUCUCGAGUCAUUAGGCUUCGAUAUCAGCGAUGAGAUCUAUAUUGGCGGCACUGGGCCAGGCAACACCACCUCUGUAGGACACUACUACAACAUUCACAUCGCAAAGCAGAGCAAGGCCAAAGACGCGAGCCAUAUCAUGCAACUCAUCGUUCCUGGAGGUCAACGUGCGCCGGGAAAUCUGAGCGGUGCCGAGAUACAUAGUUCUCAAGCGUUCACUGGAGGCGUGUUCACUGCCGAAAUGCAGAUGAGUGGGAUCGUGGGAACCGAUCAAUCAAUGUUCACCUAUCACGCUGCUGAUAACUCGGAUGACGGCCCUCAGGACGAACAAGACAUCGAGAUUUUGGCUGCGUACUUGUUCAAAGCUGGAAAGAAUGGCACGCCCCCAGGUGUCGAGCUCACAAAUUGGGAUCCUACCGACCCUGAGAACGAGAAACAUUCCGAUACUAUCGUGCCCUUCCCUCAGGAUCCCACCAAAUCCUUUCACAAUUAUACCAUCGCUUGGUUGAACCAGACAACCCAGUAUUAUUUUGAUAAGACCUUGCUCAAGUCCCCGAAAGGCUAUUAUUCUUACCACCCUUCAUAUCUUUACUUGAACAAUUGGUCGGACGCCGACCCGGAGUUCACCCUCGGACCGCCUAAAAAAACUGUCAUCCAGCAGGUGAAAAGUAUAUCCAUGUACUAUCACACAGCUGCGCAGCCCGGCAUACUAGCAGGCUGUUCAAUGAACCAGGCCUGCCUUGUUUGA
Kockovaella imperatae is the source of this 960-nucleotide messenger RNA. RefSeq names its product concanavalin A-like lectin/glucanase domain-containing protein. The transcript has 5 exons. NCBI's taxonomy places the organism in Eukaryota, Fungi, Basidiomycota, Tremellomycetes, Tremellales, Cuniculitremaceae. Gene Ontology annotation, molecular function: hydrolase activity, hydrolyzing O-glycosyl compounds. Bases 1 to 960 code for a protein of 319 amino acids. The record is from RefSeq and is a predicted model, not a curated record. Gene Ontology annotation, biological process: carbohydrate metabolic process.